Messenger RNA from Theileria orientalis strain Shintoku, 387 nucleotides. RefSeq lists its product as uncharacterized. Bases 1 to 387 code for a protein of 128 amino acids. The record is from RefSeq and is a predicted model, not a curated record. The transcript has 2 exons. Gene Ontology annotation, cellular component: U2-type spliceosomal complex; post-mRNA release spliceosomal complex. Lineage: Eukaryota; Apicomplexa; Aconoidasida; Piroplasmida; Theileriidae.
AUGGGAGAUGUAAAAGAGGCCGCUAUAGACCCGGAUUUUAAGGGAAUCGUGUUCAGGAACUACAUUCCUAGGGACGAGAAUUUAAAGAAGCUUUGUAAAACGUUUUUGGAUGAUUACUCUUCCAUUGAAAAUACCAUAGAUGAACAGAUUGACCAGACUAUUCGGAACUACGAAUCAGAGGACGUUUUAUCGUUGGUUCGUCCUCGCCGCCAAAACUGGGAUUUAAAGCGUGAAUUAAAUCGCAAAAAGCAGAUUCUUUCAAACAGGACUGAUUCUGCAAUUUUAAGGCUGCUUCGUGAAGGCAAGAGCAACAACCAGAUUCUAGCACACCAAGUCGCUCAAAUGGAUUCAGAUGCUUCCGAGGACAUGGAUAUAGAAGAAAUUUAA